Molecule: messenger RNA, 273 nt
Organism: Symbiodinium necroappetens
Lineage: Eukaryota; Dinophyceae; Suessiales; Symbiodiniaceae
Source: the annotation of a GenBank genome assembly
AUGAAGGUCCGUCCACGGUCUACAUCGAGUUCCAGCGACCCGGUCAGCCUGACGAAGCAGUUGCACCACUGCUUCGGCAAAUUGUGCCCGUGGAUUUCCUUCCAGGUGCCUUCGUGUGUUCCCUCAGCGUGGGCAGCAACAAGCCUGGAACAAUUUGUCCUUGACCUUGCAGCUCGGUUGCACUGCAGAGUCCCCGGUAACAUGCAUUCUGUCAUGGUUCCAAUCCAGUCCAAAGCUUUGUGGAGCGAAGGUCUGGAGCAGCAAUGGCCCUGA